Messenger RNA from Juglans regia (Persian walnut), 1392 nucleotides. RefSeq lists its product as uncharacterized. The transcript is spliced from 5 exons. Bases 194 to 1069 code for a protein of 291 amino acids. The record is from RefSeq and is a predicted model, not a curated record. NCBI's taxonomy places the organism in Eukaryota, Viridiplantae, Streptophyta, Magnoliopsida, Fagales, Juglandaceae.
AUGAGUUGGGAAUCGAAUCUCUCCAUCGUGAUUCGGUGCUCCCUAACCGAACGCGUGCUCCGUGCUCCAUCCCAUCUCCACUGAACGAUUUCGAUAUCACUGGGUUUUGGCAGGGUAUUUUGUCUGAGGAAGAUUCGAUUCCUCAACCCGUGCCCCUAGAAUCCCACAUUUUCCUGAUAACUAUAAACCACCCAUGGCCAAAGCCACAUUACGUACCAGCCAAUCGAAGUCUAGGGUUCGAAAGCAACAACACUCAAGAUUUCAUCCCACCACAUUAUUCAUCACGGGGCCUCAAACGCGAUCCUUUAAGCGAUACUAUCUCAGAUCUUCAACGCGUGCUUCGAGGGAACACUCCAUGGAUGAGUCUGAGGUCCAGCGUGAUCACGAAUUGUGGACCGAUGGAUUGGAGGAGAUGUUCGUAGGCAUCCUCUACCAAGAGACCAUUGAAGGAAAAUUUGUUGGGUCGAAGAUCACCAACCGUGAUCAUCUGAGACUUGCAAAACAACUGCCUCGAGUUGGGAGGAAGGCAAUAGAUGCGUCACAAAUUAGGGAGAAAAUCACUCGCUUGAGGCAGAGGCUACGAAUGUUCACGGAUUUAAUGGGCCAAACAGGAAUGGGUUGGAAUCCACAUACAAAAACUGUAAUUGCCACCGACGAACAUUGGGCUAACGCAGUAAAGGUGCGUAGCCAAUGGAGGAAAUUCAAUACUAAUGGUUGUCGAGACUACGAUCUACUAUGCACCAUUUUUGGGCAGUCGGUGGUGACGGGUGUUUGCCAUUAUGCGUCGACGCAGCAACCCCCUAUGAGUGAGGAGGAGGACCAACUUGAGGAGGAGGUGAGGGCAAGGGGCCCCGUACUGGGAAUUGCCACGGACGCGCCGAUAGAUAUAGAUGGGCCAGACAUCGAUGGGCCAGCUGGGAGACAGAGACAAGCUCGUCGUCGAAGAAGGGAGCCGGUUCGGAGUAGCAUAUCCCCACAAUUUAGCAAAACUUUGGAAGUUAUGGUCGUCACCGCCGCAAUGAGAAAUGAGUUGGAUAAGCAAUUUUUAGAGGAAUGUAGUAGAAAGUGAAGCAAAGGCAAUGAGAUUGAGUUUGGUUCGGAUGUGUCAUAUAGCAAGCUAGGUGUUGCUAUGAAGUUUUUGGAUGAGAUUACCCCGCCGCUCCCUGCACAUCAAUAUAACAAAGCAGUAAAAAAGUUUAUGCAUGACAAGGCAGUUGAAGCAUUCUUAAUGAUGCCCCCGAACCACAAAAUUGAUUGGAUCUGGGGUUUGCAGUGACGUAGCUUGUCUCUUGUCGGGAAAAUUAUAUUUUUAUGUUUGCGGAUAUUAUUUGUCAUUGACAUUGUUGUUUAUGAGCUGCUUAGGUAUUCAGUAUUUAUUGUGCUUGUUGUUUA